Messenger RNA from Amphibalanus amphitrite, 2041 nucleotides. RefSeq names its product transducin beta-like protein 2. Lineage: Eukaryota; Metazoa; Arthropoda; Thecostraca; Balanomorpha; Balanidae. The record is from RefSeq and is a predicted model, not a curated record. Bases 192 to 1271 code for a protein of 359 amino acids. Gene Ontology annotation, biological process: endoplasmic reticulum unfolded protein response. The transcript has 8 exons. Gene Ontology annotation, cellular component: endoplasmic reticulum. Gene Ontology annotation, molecular function: protein binding.
UGUCCGUGUGUCCUCGAGGAGUUGGAACCAGGGUUCCACUUGACAAGGGUGAUGUGGACAAAGCGACAUCCAAUGUCAGCAAAUCGAAGAAGAAGGCAGACAAGGUUCCUCCUCAUCGGGACAACAAGUCAAAGUUCAGCCACCCCUGGCUGCUAUCUUCCUUGAAGGGUCACAAUGACAAUGUUCUGGACAUGAGCUUCAGUCCAAAUGGCAAAUAUUUGGCAUCAUGUUCCAUGGAUCGGAGCGUACUGCUGUGGCAGACGCGCCAUUUCUCCGAGCGGGAGCACAAGUCGACGCGCGUGAACGUCGAGUUCGACCACGCCACCGGCGUGAGCUGGAGUCCCGACAACCACGCGCUGCUGUGCGCCAAACACAACGAGAACCGGCUGCAGGUCUACAAACUGAGCAAAAAGUCGGACGGCACGCUCGGCAACCCGCAGGUGGCCGUCACGUUCGAUAAGCUGGACGACGAUCCGCUGGUGGGCAGCGGUAUCUCCAGUAACGGCGGCUCGGCGGAGCAGCGUCACAGCGCCGGCCACUACGUCAUGUGCUGCUCGGAGCGGGGACGACUGACCGUGUUUGACCUGAGGGGCGGCGUCCUGGCCUCCACUGACACCCGUCAGGCGCCCGUGCACGCCGCGCGCAUAUCACCCUGUGGACGGUUCAUCAUGUCGGCAGGGUUCACGCCGGACGUCAAGGUGUGGGAGGUGGCCUUCACGCGCUCGGGCGACUUUGACAAGCUGAGCCGGGCGUUCGAGCUGAAGGGGCACACGUCCGGUGUGCUGGACCUCAGCGCCACCCCCGACAGCUUCCGCAUGGUGACCGUGAGCCGAGACGGCACCUGGAAGCUCUUCAACACCAACGUCGAGUACCGGAUCGGCCAGGAUCCGCAGCUGAUCCAGUCGGCUCCCUGCGGCGGCGGAGAGUCGGGCUCGGCCUCGCGCGUGGCCCUCUCCCCCGACGGCUGCACGGUGGCCGUCGGCGCCCGCUCGGACGUCCAACUCUUCUCGGCAGAGACCGGAGACAUGAUGGCCACGCUCGCGGCGCUACACAGCAGUCCGAUCACCUGUAUGCUGUUCGAUCCGACCAGUCGCUACCUGCUGACGACUGGCGACAAGCACAUACGGAUACUGCACAACGUUCCUGGCUGCAGGGUCAACAUACAGGUGAUGAAAGACAAACUUGCCAAGACCACCAACCACACCCUGAAGGAGCGGCUGACCGCUCAGGUGAAGGAACUACAGGCUUUUCUGAGCACACUGGGUGAGUGAGUCACUGACCACUGAGCCCAGGAGAGAAGCCAGUGGUCGUUGUUGGUCUCUGGAGUCAUGGGAGAGAGGACGUGGGGACGCGGCGAGCGCGCUGAGGACAGGGAGAGAUGAGGAAAUAAUUUGGCGAGGGAGGGUGCCGUGUUUUACCGCUGCUCAGUGGCGUGAUAAGUUAGAGGCGAGAUCUGGCGACGGAUCAACCCGCCACCGGCAGUAGAGGCCGUCCGCGGGACGGUGCCACCGAUAAUCAAUACAAAGGAGCGAGGUUUUGGGCAUCGGGCGAGCCUGCUGGGCAUUGGGGCAUACUGGGGUUGACGCUGGGCUAAUGGAACGCUGUGCUAACCAUACUGAUAUUGUCAGUGACUGAUCGCGCCUGGGUCGACCGCCGCGGUUGUGGAGUUAACGUUUGUUGUGUGUUGAACGAUCAUUUGCGAACGCGGACGGGGCCGAUGGAUAACAAUCCAGCCUGUGGUUGCCUAGUGCCCACUGCGUGGGCUUGGCAUUCCCCUGCACGCGCGAAAAGGCAUUCCCGUGUAAGCUAGACACCACAACUAUCCAACCGACCGGAGGUGUCGGUCGUGACGAUCGUCGUGACACGUUUCGUGAUGAUCGACGUGACACGUUCCGUGACGGCUUCCUAUCACGUUCCGUGACGCCGUACCCGACCCGGCACUGUCGGGGCUGCCAGAUUUGUGAUAUGCCGUGUUGUGGUGCCACACUUAUCAUGUUCAUCUCGCAGGGUUGCAGUUUCAAAUACAAAUGUUUUCUGUGGA